Molecule: messenger RNA, 2135 nt
Organism: Xyrauchen texanus (razorback sucker)
Lineage: Eukaryota; Metazoa; Chordata; Actinopteri; Cypriniformes; Catostomidae
Gene: zp3f.2
Product: zona pellucida glycoprotein 3f, tandem duplicate 2
Exons: 9
Coding region: 74-1048 (324 amino acids)
Biological process (GO): positive regulation of acrosome reaction; binding of sperm to zona pellucida; egg coat formation
Cellular component (GO): extracellular matrix
Molecular function (GO): acrosin binding
Source: RefSeq, a predicted model, not a curated record
GUAAUAAGACACCGCUUCGUACCAGAGCAUUGUGUUUGCACCUUCCGAGGUCUGGACUAUUAGUUCGUUGAUCAUGAAUUAUCUGUGGCAAUGUUGUUUUCUUUUUACAGUUGCCAAAGCAUUUGCGGUCCCUGAAGACGAUAUCAGUGUUGUGUGUCUUGAACAGUCUGUUCAUGUUAAGUGGAAACUGAAUAAAUCCAUGAGUGUGAAUCCCACUCGGCUAUUCCUGGGUAGCUGCUUUCCUUCACGGUUCUCAAACGUGACGAAUGACGGAGCAGAAGCUGAAUUUUACCAACCAAUUAGUGCGUGUGGGUUCAAACGAAUGGCAACAUGGAAAAGCUUAGUAUAUGAGAACAAGCUAACCUACAGGCCAUUGCCAAAGCCCUUCCCUCCUUCUUUCACCUAUCCAGUUAGAUGCGUGUAUGACAGACCAAAGGGUUGGACCCCUUCCUUCCAUGGCCUUCCUUCUAAUAUUAUACAAGGUCAUGGUGAACUGGCCUUUCACAUGGCAAUUCUCAACCAUGAUUUCAGUGGCCCUGCGCAGUCCAAUAUCUUUCCUUUGGGUUCUUUUGUUCCUAUUUGGGCCGGGGUGGACCAGCAAGCCCAUCAGCCAUUGAUCCUGCUUCUGGAAGAAUGUGUAGCCUCCACAACGAUGGAAAUCUAUCCAGACACCCUUACAUACCCACUCAUCACAAAUAAAGGGUGUCUUGUGGAUGGUAAGAACAGUUUCUCCAGUUUUUUACCAAGGUACCAGUCCUCCUCAAUCCUGCUUAAUCUUCAAGCCUUCAGAUUUGCUGUGGGACAAGAGGUAUACAUCCAUUGCAAAUUAAUUGUUUGGGACCCUGACAAUCUUAAUGAAUUGAAGAAGGCUUGCAAUUAUAAUAAAGCUACGGGAGAGUGGGAGCUUUUAGAUGACCCAUCCCGGAAUGCUCUUUGUCAAUGUUGUGAUUCCACUUGUGCACGGCAUGCAAAAAGGGACACAGAUUCCGUACCUCAAGGGCUGGUUCUAAAAUCCAUAUUGGGACCUCUGAUGAUUACUGAUGAUUGAACAUGUUACCCCAACAUGCCAGCCUUUAACUCUGAGCACAGGUUUGUAAUCUUGUUCCCAAAAUAAUCCCAUUAUUAUAAUCCUGUAUUAUUUGGAAUAUUUUUGAGUUACAUUUUAAUGUAUGUUGUAAUGUGUUUUGGGUGUUUUUCUUGUUUGUAAACUGCGGAGUAGAGAGGGAUGUAGUUUCCAUUUACAGAAUAAAUUCUAUAUUCAUUUAUCAGGUGCUGGAUUCCUAAUUGGGAGUCAUCAGGAGUCUGCUGCAUCUUGUACACAUCUUCAUGUGUUUCAUUAAAAGGCUGAAACAACAACUUUUUGAGUCUACUAUUGUUGUUGUUAUUAUUAUUGAAGCCGUUUACUCCUGCACUGAUCUUUUUGACCUUGAGUACCUUAGCACUGCACCCAUUCUCCCUUAUCCAACACACUUUAAUUCAACUAAUCAGCUUCUUUCCAAGGCUCCAAGACCUGAACUGGUUGUGUCUGAUAAGGGAGACAUCCAAAAUGUGCAUGACUAGGAUCAAGAAUGACUGCCUUAAGGUGCAACAUCAAUUUUCUUCAUCCCAAAUGGGUCAUGCAUUUUUUUUUUCUCAGUUGAAAAUUAUAUGAAUGACAAUUUGAAUAAAAUACUUUUGGCUCCAGUAAUAGAGCAGGUUUAUAACCAACAUUGAAAAGGGGUUUUGCUGGGAGUCAUAGAAUCCUACAGUUCUUUGGGUAUUUUAGAAAUCUGAAGAUGGUUCUGUCCAAGGGUCGGGGGUGUGCUUAAAUGUACUGCUACUUUUACAAUCCCCUGCAAUGCUACCCGAGAUUCCCACUUACUCCCCUAUGUGGUUCCAUUUGUGUUCUUUAGAACACAAAACGAGAUGUUGAAAAGGCAGUAUGUUCGCCCAGUCAGCAUUUACUUUCAUUGUUUGAAAAAAAUAAAAAGCUACGAAAGUGAAUGGUGACUGUGGCUGACAUCAUCUGCUUUUGCAUUCUAUAAAAUAAAGUCAGACCCCUCUGGAAUGACUUGAGAUGUGUAAAUAUACUAUUCAUUAUGGGGUGAACUUUCACCUUAGAGGAAUAUUCUGGGUUCAAUACAAAUUAAGCUCAA